Ooceraea biroi (clonal raider ant) is the source of this 1446-nucleotide messenger RNA. RefSeq names its product G-box-binding factor. The record is from RefSeq and is a predicted model, not a curated record. NCBI's taxonomy places the organism in Eukaryota, Metazoa, Arthropoda, Insecta, Hymenoptera, Formicidae. Gene Ontology annotation, molecular function: calcium ion binding.
UGGUGAAAGCGCGCAGUGCCUGUCCACUGUCCACGUCAGUUGCAGUGCGAACGCGCGACGUAACCUAGAAGUAACAGUUUGUCCGAAGCUCAGCGGUGGUUGAUGAACGAGACGUUCACGCAGAUGACAAGUCACUUGAACAUUCCAUAGCAUAAAUAAGUGUAGCAAAAUGCAUUGGACGUUGUGCGCAUUGAUCAUUGGCUCGUUCGGCUGCAAAUACAUACACGCCCAGGCGCAAAGAGUCGCGCCCGGUGUGCCGCCUCAGCAUUAUCAGCAGCCUCCAGUUCAAGUACCGCAACAUGCACAGCAUUUACCGCAACAGCAACAAUAUCAACAAGUGCCGAUGCAGCAGCAGCAGCAAAUGCCAAUGCAACAGCAGCAGGUGCCGAUGCAGCAUCAAGUCCCUGUUCAGCAGAUGCCGGUGCAGCAACAAGUUCCUGUCCAGCAGGCGCCGGCGCAGCAAGUACCUAUGCAGCAAGUGCCUGUUCAACAACAACAACAUCAUGUUCCACAAGGGCAUGGGCAUGAUCAUGGACAACCUCCUCAGAUACUCAAUGCUGCCAAUAUAGCACAUGAGAAAGAACAUAUCGCGGAGCAUGCGGAUGUUCCGAUAGACACCAGCAAGAUGUCAGAUCAGGAGUUGCAGUUCCACUAUUUCAAAAUGCACGACGCGGACAAUAACAAUAAGCUAGACGGUUGCGAGCUGAUCAAGUCUCUUAUACACUGGCACGAGCAAGGCAACACCGAAUCUGGCGGUACUCAGAGUGACAAGUUAUUUAAGGAUGAGGAAUUGGUGCAAUUGAUAGAUCCGAUACUUGGCAUGGACGACGCCAACAAUGACGGCUACAUCGAUUAUCCCGAAUUUAUUCGAGCUCAACAGAAUGCCGCAGCUAGCGCGCGUCCAUAAUGACGAACGGUAACUCGGCGUGAAUUGUAAUUGUUAAGCGGGGGUUUGUAAAAAGGAUUCGGGAUUAUUGAUUUCUUGGAUGUUUCACGAUGUUCGUUUGUCGCGCGAGGUAUCGACAUUCUUUACGCUACGUGUAUCGUAUCAAAUUAAGUUUUGUUGGUGUUUUGUGAUAACUCAUUUUCUUCAUCGAUUCAAUCACGUAUAAAAGAAAAACCUUGUCUUUAGCAUUUUACACGUUAUCGGUAUAUAAUACGUUAAGCGAAAACAUUCUAAUUAAAAAGACAAUUUAGGGGAAUCUUCUGGAUUAUUUCUAAAUGUUUCACGAGAUUAAUUUUACAAAGAAAGAGUUUACUGUGCAUCGUUGCUCUCUCUCUCUCUCUCUUUCCCUCCGUCCGAGAAUGGAGAGAAUUGGAGAGUUGUCAUAUUCUCGUGUUAUCAAACUCUGUUUUUGAUACACACACCGGCAAACUGUAUUUUUAAAUGAGAAUAUUUUAUAGAAAGUCUCGUGUUCUGUUAAUAAAUAAAAUGGUCAUUUAUUA